UAUUUUUAUGGAUUUCGGGUUACAACUUCUACAUCAUAUAGGUUGAUAAUAUAGUGACAUGUGAACGUAUUCGCUUUUAUUGGGAUUUUAAACAUUGCAGUGUUACACAUUUCAGAGAUUUGAGUAAUUCAGUUUAUGUAGGUAGAAGUGGUAAAAUGGUGAUUCCUCCUCCACCCAGAAUGCCUGAAAACGGCAACUAUGCACCAGGACCGGCGAUCGUCAAUGAACCUCCUUCUUCGUUCUUGAUUGUUAUGAAUAUCACCAAUAUUAUAACACAGCUGCUCCUGGGAGCAGUAACAUGCUGUGCCAUCAUUACGGCUAACUUUUACUUACCGUUUAAUGGGACUGCGUUCUCAACUCAUAUAUACUUGUGUGUUAUUGGGUAUGUGGUUCUAAUGACCCAAGCAAUCCUGUCCUUGAGUCCUUUCACGGGCUGGUCGAAUACAUUCAAGCACCAGGAUAAGAAAACCAUUCACUUGGUGAUGCAAAUUAUUGGGUCAAUCCUCGCUAUCACUGGCAGUAUGAUAAGAAUAUUUAAUGUGGCAGCUCACUUUCAGUCCGCUCAUGGAUCUCUUGGUAUCCUCGCUUUAAUCUUCACCUGCUUGAGCCUGAUCGGUGGUGUCGCUAAUUUGUACUCUCAUAGAUUAGGAGUAGACCCGAAAUUUAUUAUAAUUGGACAUGCCUGCUUUGGCUGUAUCACUAUCAUACUACCGUUCCUAGCCUUAAUUUUUGCUUUUGAUAGCAAUUUAUAUAGGGGUACGUUCCCACAAACAGCUAAUAUGGCAAUAACAUUCACUGUUCUAGCUUUAGUAGGAACUUUAAUGGCCGCCUGUUUAAAUAUGGUAAGGAGGUUUAAGUAAUGCAGUUUUAGUUUUAUAUUUUGUUGACAAAACUGUUAUAUUGACAAUGAUAGCUGUUUUGAUCAUAUUUUUUUAGGUAUAAGUAUUUAUCAAUCACAUCGAGAUGAUAUCAAACUUUUUUACAUCUACUGUAAAUAAGUUUUGCAAUUAUUUCAUGUGAUUUCAAUUAGGAUAAUAGAUUAUUUUAAGGGCUUUGGGAACCUUGCUAUAAAAUUUUCGGCGACAAUAGAUAUCGUAAGUGUAGCCACACCAUUUGGUGAUCAAAAUAUAUUUUUGUCAUAGAUAAACUAAGCUAAAUCAGCUCUACACCUUUUUGCCAAUACUUAAAGGUCUAGCGAAUCUACAAGCAAUAAAAAAAAUAUUACUAACCCUAACUAUUUUCUUCAGGUUAACUCUUGGUCUGAAGCUUUUAACGAUUCCUAUUUAAAUGUUCUUUUUAUUACUUAUUAUUAAAAACUACUUACAUAUAAAAAAGUAUUGUAAAGGAACUUUUUACGUUUAUUUGUGACAUAAAAUACAGAAACUUAGUAAAUACUUCUGUAUGGGAAUAUCAAAUAAUAAUUUAAAGAAAAUUCAUUAUAAUGAAGCCUGUGAAAUAAUGAUAAAUGAGAAAAAUAGUAAGUUAUCUAUUUACGUUUUACACUGAAUCCGCUAUACGUUAGCCAUCUAGGUAAGGGAUAGGAACUAAACUAGGGUCCCUACACCCUUAAGUUUGUUGAGAAAAGUCUGAUAUAAGUAUCAAUAAUACCUUAGUACUUCACUAAGGUACUACAUAAUUCUUUUUUACCGUUAUAAAAGUAGAAGAUAUAUUUCACCUUAAGUGAUAUCAUUAUUUACCAAAUUUAUAUUUUUACUUGUAACUACAAGUUAGGAACUUACUAUCUCUAAGAAAUAAAACCACAAGAUGUUUUGUCUUCUCAA
Molecule: messenger RNA, 1781 nt
Organism: Pectinophora gossypiella (pink bollworm)
Lineage: Eukaryota; Metazoa; Arthropoda; Insecta; Lepidoptera; Gelechiidae
Exons: 3
Coding region: 156-860 (234 amino acids)
Molecular function (GO): transmembrane monodehydroascorbate reductase activity
Source: RefSeq, a predicted model, not a curated record